AUGUCGACGCUGGCCGGAGAGCAGGCGCCGGAGUUCGUCGAGAAGGUGCCCGGCGCGGACAAGGUGGUGGUCGCGUGCGUUUCCGGGCUGGGCAUGGCGAAGGCGGAGAUGUCCAUGGCAGAGGAAGGGGCGUACCCGUUCCUAAGCUCGUGCUCGUCCGUUCCUGUUCGUCACUCGUUGGAGGCUGGUCGUGGCCGCAGCGCGCCGAGGGUGUCGGACGUGCAGCCGGGCGCGGCGCUCAUGCUGUGGGGAGAGAAGCCUACGGUUCCCAUGGAAGAGAUAGCGGCCAUGAGCUUAGUCGAGGUGUUCCGAGACUGUGAGGUGACGUUCGCGGGCAGCAAGUCUCCGGGUUGGAAAGACGACGUUACUUUCCUCCCCUCGUCGUCCUCAGCAUCGUCCGAAACGCACCCGCCAGCGUCGAAACCUGAGCCCGCCGGCGUCGGCGACGGCGUUGGGGGGGGAGGGACAGAACAAGGUGAUCCCGGCCCGGCUGCGAUUGGCGGCGAGGAGGGUCAGGUGGGGAUCGAGACACCGACACGGCGAAAAGAAGCAGCAGCGCGGCAGCAGCAGCAGCAGCAGCAGCGGCAGCAGGCGACGACCUGCCAGGGAAAGUUCUGGAGGAACCAGAACCGUGACAGCGGGCGGUACACCCUCGAGGUGGGAGAGGGGGGGGAGGCGGCGGUCCUGACGCUGAGCUGGGACCGCUGGGAUGACGAGGUCGUGGUCCUGAAGGAUAGGAGGCUCGGGAUCCGAUUCGAAGGCAAGGGCCACAGCUUGUGGCUAAACCUCUCUUGUGCUCGACGCUUGACAAACGAGGAGAAAUCGUUGUCUAAAAGUGCGCAAGCCGCGUCGACACCGGUGCUUCGAGUGGUGGCGGUCGACUCUACCUCCACCCCCACCCCCACUCCCGCCGCCGAACCAACCAACACGCGCGCUUCGGAAAGCUCCGAGCCUGCAACAGCAACGGCUGCUGGGGCGCUGGCUGCAGACACCGCGGAACCUUCGUCAAAGAUGAACCACGGCGGUAGCGGUAGCGGUAACGUUGACGGGGACGAGGACGUUGUCAUGGUGAAAGUUCCGCUGGAAUCGCUCAACCCUGAGGCGUUCUGCUUGACACCGGCUGCCCGCUACCGGCUCGACAUGCCGAUCCGGGUCUCGGAGGAAGGCCCGGGCUACGUUUCGAGCGACCAGCCGAUGCCGCCGCGGACCCAAGAAGAAGAAGAAGAAGAAGAAAAUUCCAGAAGAGAAAGGAGGGAGCGACAGGAGAGGAUUUGGGACAAGGCGCAGGCACACCGCCGCAAAGAGCAAGAAGAGGAGGAGGAGGAGGAGGAAGAAGAGGGCGCGAUAAAGGAGGAAGAUGGUGAGGUGGUGUUGGGAAUCGAAGCGCCUUCGCCGAGCCUUCCGCCGCCGCCGACACCGCCGUCGUCGGGAGGCAGUGCCUCAGAACCGGCUCCGGCCCUUGCGGCGCCGGCGGCGGCAGGGUCGGGGACGGUCUCGGGGGAAGAAGGAGAGCAGCCUUCCGGAGGGUCGGCGGGCGAUGGCAAGGGCAGGCGGCAGCAGCAGCAGCAGCAGGAUGGGGAGUUUGUGCCUCCGUCAGCGGGUAGGCUGUGUCCGAUCCCGUCCGGACCCCACAAGGGAACGGUCAUGUUGGGGCUGGACUGUGAGAUGAUCUACACGAGCGAAGGGCUGGAGCUUGCACGCGCUACUCUGGUGAACGUGAAGGGCCAAACGGUCUACGACAAGCUUGUGAAGCCCACGCUCAAGGUCACGGAUUACAACACGCAGUUCAGCGGCAUCACUCCUGAGAUGCUCAAAGGCGUGACGCGGACUCUGCGAGACGCUCAGCGAGAGAUCCUGUCGUUCGUGGACGCCGAGACUUACCUGGUGGGGCACAGCCUGGACAGCGACCUCAGGGCGCUCCGUCUUGUCCACCGCCGUCUCAUCGACACGUCCGAGCUGUACCCCAACCUCAGGGGCAUUCCGUUCAAGAACGGCCUCCGCGUGCUCAGCAAGACGGUGUUGGGACGAGCAAUCCAGGGGGGGGAUGCCGGGCACGACAGCGGCGAGGACGCGUUUGCAUCGCUUGAGCUGGCCCUGCUGAAAAUGCACAGGGGUCCCGCUUUCGAGCUGCCGUCGGUGUGGGCGGCCAAGCCGAACCCUCCGAAGGAAAGUCUUUUCGAGUCCUUGGAACGCCGCGAGCCAACGAGGCCGCUACGGUGCAAGGUCAGCGGCGACCUGGAAGCGAGGGGCUCGGCGGAGCACCCCCCGGGGACACCGCUGUGGUCCGUCUUCAACUGCGGCUACCGCCGGGAGCAGGACGCGGUUUGGGCGGCGACCCGUUUCGGGCACACGGACCGAGAAGCAACGAGCCAGGAGCAAUCGGCCUCGUCGGUAACGGUCCAAUCGAACGGCAAAGACGGUGUCUCCCCUGCCCCGGCUACCGCCGACCCUACCGCCGUGGCCGCUCCAGGAGGCCAAGCGCGAACGGCGCCGGCGGUGACGGUCGACGCGGCCCACUUCCCCACCGCCGGAGGCAUGCUGAGGGAUGCUCUCGGGUCGCUGGCGCCGGCCGGGUCGCCGCCGCCGCCCCCGUCGCUGCUGUGGGUGGACCUCCCGUGCGACCCGCCGAAUGACUUCGACCACGACGGCGGGGACAGGCAAUGGAGCUCACUGGCCGAGGUGGACCGCGCGGUGUCCCAGCUGUACGACAAGAUGGCGGAAGGGACGCUCCUGGUGGUGGUGUGUCAGGGCGCCCUCACCUCCAUGGUGAACCUGGCGGCGAAAAGGACCAAGAGCAAGUGGGACGCCACCAGCAAGGAGAGGAUGGACACCAUUGCCGGGAAGAAGAGAGAUCAUUCGCAGAUUUCGACGUUCGACCGUCGGGACGAGGACGACCUGGUGAUGGCCACCAGCGAGUGCCUCAACGGGAUGUGCUUUCUCGCGUCCAAGUAG
Ectocarpus siliculosus is the source of this 2952-nucleotide messenger RNA. The record is from the annotation of a GenBank genome assembly. Lineage: Eukaryota; Phaeophyceae; Ectocarpales; Ectocarpaceae.